Pyricularia oryzae 70-15 is the source of this 1488-nucleotide messenger RNA. Its product is annotated as sterol-4-alpha-carboxylate 3-dehydrogenase. The transcript has 2 exons. Gene Ontology annotation, biological process: steroid biosynthetic process. Gene Ontology annotation, molecular function: 3-beta-hydroxy-Delta5-steroid dehydrogenase (NAD+) activity. The coding region runs from base 202 to 1317 and encodes 371 amino acids. The record is from RefSeq and is a predicted model, not a curated record. NCBI's taxonomy places the organism in Eukaryota, Fungi, Ascomycota, Sordariomycetes, Magnaporthales, Pyriculariaceae.
AACCUUUACCAGGUUCUUCUGCAAAGAAGUCCCCGACUUUCUCAUUGCGCAAUGAAACAAAAUUAAAGAUAAACACCCGAAGAAAAAAGGAGACAUAUGGUAAAACUCGAUUGUACGAAUUGAAGAAAAUAAGCAGCCCUACCGCCCGGAAACCAAAAAUAGACGCCACAUAAAAAAAAUAAAAAAAAGCCCGCCUUCAGCAUGGCCAAACCCGAAACAAAGUUCAACCUGGGCUCGGUCCUAGUGGUCGGAGGCUGUGGCUUCCUGGGCUCGCACAUUGUGCGCAUGCUCCUCGACGACUACAAGUGCAGCGCCGUGUCGGCCGUCGACCUGCGCUGCACCCGCAACCGCCGCGAGGGCGUGCAGUACCACGACGCCGACAUUACCAACGCCGAGCGCCUCGUCUCCGUCUUUGACGAGGUCCGCCCCGACGUCGUCAUCCACACGGCCAGCCCCCUGGCCCAGGGCAACAGCGUCGUCCACCGCGACAUCUUCUACAAGGUCAACGUCGAGGGCACGAGGACGGUCGUCGAGGCCUGCAAGAAGGCGGGCGUCAAGGCCUUGGUCUUUACGAGCUCGGCCAGCGUCAUCAGCGAUAAUGUUUCGGACCUCAUCAACGCCGACGAGCGGUGGCCCAUGAUUCGCGGGGAUAAGCAGACCGAGUACUAUUCCGAUACCAAGGCAGAAGCAGAAGAAAUCGUUCUCAAAGCCAACGAGCCCGGCAAGCUCCUCACCGCCGCGAUCCGCCCAUCCGGCAUCUUCGGCGAGGGCGACAGCAUGGUGACAGCCAACCUGGUUAAGACGUACCGGGAGGGAAAGUGGAAGGUGCAAGUUGGCGACAAUAACAACCUGUUUGACUUUACCUACGCUGGCAACGUAGCUCACGCCCACCUGCUCGCGGCGCGUGCUCUCCUCGUGACCUACUCCGCCAAGACGCAACCGCUGGACCACGAGCGCGUCGACGGUGAGGUUUUCCUCAUCACCAACGAUUCGCCCGUCUACUUUUGGGACUUUGCGCGCCUCGUGUACCGCGCUGCCGGGAACCAGGCGGGGCUCGACAAGGUCUGGGUCCUGCCGCGCGACGUCGGCAUCGCCCUGGGCUGGUGCUCCGAGACUGCCGCCUGGCUGCUCGGCAAGCCCGUCCCGACCUUCAGCCGCCAGCGCAUCAUCUACAGCACUAUGACCAGGUACUACAAUAUCACAAAGGCCAAGCAGCGUCUGGGCUACGCCCCGAUCGUGAGCAUGGAGGAGGGCGUCAGGAGGGGUGUGCAGUACAUUUUGGACCAGGAGAAGGAGACGGGCAAGCCCAUUUGCUGAGUAGGGCGGGUUGGGUAGUAAAGGAUUUUGCGUUUAUGAACCUUUUCUUUAAGCCGACUUUAUGACAUGUAUACAUAAAUCAUUAAUUAAUUCAACAGAUGCCAAACAAAAGAAAGUACCACCCUGCGAUAGUGGCGCCAAGAAAAAGUAUCCCUCCACAAAUUGGUCUGG